GUUUAUUACUUAACAACAAUAAAAAAUAAAAAUUUAUAAUUUUAUUGUUUAAUCAUGGAAGACGAAUUAAACCAAGACGAGGAAUUGCAUCCAUCAGAGCUAGGAACAUUACAAUACUGGGAAAAAAUAUAUGAAGAAGAAAUUAAUAAUUUCGAAGAUCAUGGUGAUGUUGGUGAAGUCUGGUUUGGUAAACGAACAACUGAAAAUAUUGUCAAGUCAAUCAACGAUAAACUAGAUAUAUCAAAAUCCGAUAAAAUUGUUGAUGUAGGAUGCGGAAAUGGUUGGACACUUGUACAACUUGCAAAAAAAGGUUUUACAAAUUUAAUUGGUGUUGAUUAUUCAUCAAAAGCACUGGAUUUAGCAAAAGCAGUAUUGAUUGAAAAUAAAAUUGACAAAUCAAUUGUUAAAUUAAUGGUAUGUGAUAUUCUUGUUACUGAUAAAUCGAAAAAUCCACUUGAUAAUAAUUUUAAAUUAGUACAUGAUAAAGGUACUUAUGAUGCAAUUAGUUUAAAUUUUGAUAAUUCAAAAUUAAUGCGUGAAAAUUAUAUUAAAAAUAUUCAUAGUAUAUUAUUACCAGAUGGUUAUUUAACAAUAUCAUCAUGUAAUUGGACAAAAGAUGAAUUAAUUAAACAUUUUAAUUCACAUUUUGAUGAAUUUUAUACAAUACAUACUCCAGCUAUGACAUUUGGUGGUAAAACUGGCUCAUCAGUAACCAGUGUGUUUUUUAAAAAAAAAUAAUUAAUAUUAUUUGAUUACUUUAUUUUUUUGGUGCAUUAAAUAUUGUAUGUUUUUUUUCUUAUUUUUUUUUUUCAUUUAUUUUGUACAUUAAAUAAUAAAAUUAAAAUAAAAUUUGAUGUACAUCAAGUGCAUGACUUAGCGUUACAUUUUUAACAUACAAAUAUUAGAAAAUACAGUGAUUAUUAUUAUGAUAUAAAUGAAAUAUUUUUUUACGAUAACAAUAUUAUUAUCACAAAGCAUAAAAAGAUAAAAAUUAAAAUUUAUAAAUUAUAUUUUAUUACAUGUAAAUUAAAUAUUAUUUUUAUUCUAAUAUUUUUUAUUCAUAGACUUUUUUUUGUAUUUUGAAAAUUCAAUUUUGGAAGUUUUAUUUAUUACUGAUGGAAAUAAUUAUACACAUGCUUUUAAAGCUAAUUUUUUAUCUUUCGAUAUAAUUUUAAAAUUAAUAUUACAAUUAAAUUUUGAAAGGUUUAUAUAUAUUAUUUUAUUUUUUAUUGUUUUUCUUGGUGAUUUUUAAUUUAUCCAUGAAUCUUCUCACUUGAUAUUAUCCUCGGUUAUUAAUUAAUUAUUAUUAUUACUAUUUUAAUAUUAAUAAUUAAAUUAUAUUUUGUUUAAGAAUAGCUCAGAGUUUUUAAUACAACUAAAGCAAAAAUUAAAAUAAUAGUCGGUUGAUUCCUGAGCAUAGAAAAACUCCCUGUAAUUUGAAGAAAGAAAAAAGCAUUUAUAUAUAAUUUCGUUGAUUAAAAAUACGAGUUUAAUUAUGCAGUCAAAUAUUUAAAAAAAAAUGACAAUAAAAUAAUUUAAAUUUAAAAGUUUAAUAAACUUGUUAAUUAAAUUAUUUUUAAAAUUUUAUAAAAUUUAUCAUUACCAUUGCAUCUUAAAUUUUCUUCGUAAUAUCCCUCAAGACAGGCGCAUUUUUUUCCUGAAGAUGUGUUGUUACCCUGAAUACAGUGAGCACCUUCACCACAUUCAGCAUGAUCUUUACACGGUGCUCGAACAGCUAUAAAUAAAUUAUUAUAUGAAUAAUUCAUAGACUAUAAUAAAAUCAAUGUUUAUAAUGAUAAAGAUAUUCAAACAAACAUGAUCAGAUUUAUUUUAAAUGCUAUUAAAAUUUUCACAAAUUGCAGUACGUCACGCAAAUUUAACAAGAUCAAUGUACACCUGUAUUUUUGUUAAAAUCAAUUCAUCAACAAUCAACAAAAACCCCUUUUUUUUUUUCAUUUUUAUAUAUUCUCUUGUACAUUUGCCAAAGUACAAUAUAUGUUGCUAUCUUUUAACAUAAUACUUACAAAGGUUUAAAAUAAAAAAUAAACUUGCUAAAAAUUUACAUAGAUAAUAAUAGAGUCAAGUUUACUUGGCAUAUUACAUUUACGCACGUGA
Aphidius gifuensis is the source of this 2115-nucleotide messenger RNA. Its product is annotated as EEF1A lysine methyltransferase 2. Gene Ontology annotation, molecular function: protein-lysine N-methyltransferase activity. Lineage: Eukaryota; Metazoa; Arthropoda; Insecta; Hymenoptera; Braconidae. Gene Ontology annotation, cellular component: cytoplasm. The transcript has 3 exons. The record is from RefSeq and is a predicted model, not a curated record. Gene Ontology annotation, biological process: peptidyl-lysine monomethylation; peptidyl-lysine dimethylation. The coding region runs from base 55 to 738 and encodes 227 amino acids.